This is a messenger RNA of Drosophila elegans, 1043 nucleotides long. Its product is annotated as copper homeostasis protein cutC homolog. Lineage: Eukaryota; Metazoa; Arthropoda; Insecta; Diptera; Drosophilidae. The coding region runs from base 91 to 876 and encodes 261 amino acids. Gene Ontology annotation, molecular function: copper ion binding. The record is from RefSeq and is a predicted model, not a curated record. The transcript has a single exon.
UGAUUGCAAUCGGUUUGGGUUCAUCAUCAGCUGAACUACCCUAGAUUUGUUUAUGUUUGAAAUUCGAACAUUUUGUCAGUGAUAAAAGAAAUGUCGGGUCAUAUCAGCGAUAUAAAACUGGAGGUCUGCGUUGACUCCAUACGAUCUGCUUUUGCCGCCGAGGCUGGCGGAGCUUCCCGGAUUGAGCUAUGCUCGGCCUUAGGCGAAGGCGGCUUGACUCCCACUGUUGGCACUCUGAAAACUCUGAAGGAAACCCUCACACUGCCCAUUUUCUGCAUGCUACGGCCCCGACGAGGCACCGACUUUGUCUACAGCGACGAGGAGAUGUGUGCGGUGCUCGCGGACAUGGAUCUGCUGCGGGAGAACGGCGCUGAUGGCUUCGUUUGGGGAUCCCUGAAUCCGGAUCGCAGCGUCAAUGUGGAGCAGUGUCGACAGGUGAUGCUAGGGUCGGGGAGCCUGCCGGUGACCUUUCACCGCGCCUUCGAUCUCACUGACCAGAAGCGAAUGGACGAGAACGUCCAGCUGCUACGGGAACUGGGCUUCAAGCGACUGCUGAGCAGUGGGUUCCGUCCCUCGGCCGCCGAUGGCGUCGAUUGCCUGGCGCAGCUGAUAGCCAAACACCACAGGGACUUCAUUGUGAUGCCCGGCGCCGGCAUCAAGGUGUCCAACUUGGAGGAGAUCCUAACGGUCAGCCGCUGCCUGGAGUUCCACGCCUCGGCCAUGGACACGGCCGGGGAGGACUAUGUGGCGCCCAGUACGACCCGCAUGGAGUGCGACGUAACUAUGGGCAAACAGGAUGUGGACCCGUACUACGGAACCAAUGCGAACGUGGUGCGCAAAAUGGUUACUAUCGCCAAUGCCAUGAGCUGCCGCUAAAGAUCACCCUUAGUUCUUAACCUAAUCCUAAGUCCAGCUUUUAUUCCUUGACCAUAAACCUCGGUAUCGUCUAUAUAGUUUGUAUAUAGCUUCUAGUUCUUGUUACUACUUAAGUAGUCCUGUCUCUAAAACUCUAAAUCCUAAAAAUACAACAACAUUGCACUUAA